UUCUGAAGGAGGUUAUUGUGUCAUAAUUAGAGAGAAAAACAUUAGUCAACGUAUUUAAGAUGCCAGAAGAAGUGCAGACCACAACCCAGGACCAACAGAUGGAGGAGGAUGUGGAGACUUUUGCAUUCCAGGCUGAAAUUGCUCAGUUGAUGUCUCUGAUCAUCAACACAUUCUAUUCCAAUAAAGAGAUUUUCUUGAGGGAACUGAUCUCAAACUCAUCCGAUGCUUUGGACAAGAUCAGAUAUGAGAGUCUUACUGACCCAAGUAAACUGGAUUCUGGGAAAGAACUGAAAAUUUAUCUGAUUCCUAAUAAGCAAGACCGAACCCUCACCAUUAUUGAUACUGGCAUUGGGAUGACCAAAGCUGAUCUUAUCAACAACUUGGGUACCAUAGCCAAGUCUGGUACAAAGGCCUUUAUGGAGGCUCUGCAGGCUGGAGCUGAUAUCUCCAUGAUUGGCCAGUUUGGUGUUGGUUUCUAUUCUGCCUACCUAGUAGCAGAAAAAGUCACAGUGAUCACAAAACACAAUGAUGAUGAGCAGUAUGCCUGGGAGUCUUCUGCUGGAGGAUCUUUCACUGUCAAAGUGGAUAACGGUGAACCACUUGGCCGUGGCACAAAGGUUAUUCUGUAUCUCAAGGAGGACCAAUCAGAAUACUUUGAGGAAAAAAGGAUUAAGGAGACUGUGAAGAAACAUUCCCAGUUCAUUGGCUAUCCUAUUACACUCUUUGUUGAAAAAGAACGUGAUAAAGAAAUCAGUGAUGAUGAAGCAGAGGAAGAAAAAGAAGAAAAGAAAGAGGAAGCUAAAGAUGAGGAGAAACCAGAGAUUGAAGAUGUAGGCUCUGAUGAAGAGGACGAUAAAAAGGAAGGGGACAAGAAGAAGAAGAAGAAAAUUAAAGAGAAGUACAUUGAUCAAGAAGAACUUAACAAAACUAAACCCAUCUGGACUAGAAACCCUGAUGAUAUCACCAAUGAAGAAUAUGGAGAAUUUUACAAAAGUCUAACAAAUGACUGGGAAGACCAUUUGGCAGUUAAACACUUUUCUGUUGAAGGCCAACUUGAAUUCAGGGCUCUGCUCUUUGUACCAAGAAGGGCUCCAUUUGACUUGUUUGAGAACAGAAAGAAGAAAAAUAAUAUUAAACUAUAUGUACGCAGAGUCUUCAUUAUGGACAACUGUGAGGAGCUUAUUCCUGAAUAUCUGAACUUCAUAAGGGGAGUGGUUGACUCAGAAGAUCUCCCACUGAACAUUUCAAGAGAAAUGCUGCAGCAAAGCAAAAUUCUAAAAGUCAUAAGAAAGAAUUUGGUUAAGAAAUGUUUGGAGCUUUUUACUGAACUAUCUGAAGACAAGGAAAACUACAAAAAGUUUUAUGAGCAGUUCUCAAAGAAUAUUAAGCUUGGUAUCCAUGAAGACUCUCAAAACCGUAACAAGCUCUCAGAAUUGCUGCGAUACUACACAUCAGCCUCUGGUGACGAAAUGGUAUCACUGAAAGAUUAUUGUACAAGGAUGAAGGAAAGCCAGAAACACAUCUAUUACAUUACAGGUGAAACAAAAGAACAGGUGGCUCAUUCUGCAUUUGUGGAAAGGCUUCGAAAGCAUGGGUUGGAAGUAAUAUACAUGAUAGAGCCAAUUGAUGAGUACUGUGUACAACAACUUAAAGAAUUUGAAGGGAAAACUUUGGUGUCUGUUACUAAGGAAGGGUUAGAACUUCCAGAGGAUGAGGAAGAGAAAAAGAAGCAGGAGGAGAAAAAAUCCAAAUUUGAGAACUUAUGCAAGAUAAUGAAGGAUAUUUUGGAAAAGAAAGUAGAGAAGGUUGUGGUGUCCAACAGACUUGUUACUUCACCUUGCUGUAUUGUAACAAGCACAUAUGGCUGGACAGCGAACAUGGAAAGAAUAAUGAAGGCUCAAGCACUGAGAGACAACUCUACAAUGGGUUAUAUGGCUGCAAAGAAACAUCUGGAAAUUAACCCUGAUCAUUCCAUAAUUGAAACACUAAGACAAAAGGCUGAUUCUGAUAAAAAUGACAAGUCUGUAAAGGAUCUAGUUAUUCUUCUGUUUGAAACCGCCCUACUUUCAUCAGGCUUCAGUCUAGAAGAUCCUCAGACACAUGCAAAUCGCAUCUACAGAAUGAUCAAACUUGGUCUUGGAAUUGAUGAAGAUGAUACUGCUACUGAAGACUUAUCAGCACCAGCAACUGAAGAGAUGCCUCCGCUAGAAGGAGACGAAGACUCUUCAAGAAUGGAAGAAGUUGAUUAAGCUAAAUGCGGUUGUCAGUUACCUGACACUUAGGGGACCAUUCAUGAAACCACAAAUUUUGGCCAAUUAAAAGCACAAUUGGAAAAAAUUUUGAGUAGCCACAAUAAUUUCUGAUGUACGAAAAUUGCGCGAAAAUUCUUUUCUUGGUUGUACGAAAAUAUUGUGGUUGAAAUUUUCGUAUCCAAACUAUCGUAAAUGGCAUAAAAACCUUUCUGGAUUUCAAACGUCAGUGCAUGAUUUUGGAAGCCUCCCACUGGCUCUCCAACCUGGCCAAAAGAUAGCCACAAUACCAAAGGUUGAAUGAAUUCCGAAACGGUCAUAGUCUUUGCGAAAAAUACUACUUUUUUGUGAAAGUUAAAAUAUUAACGAAAUUAUUGUGCUCAAUACGAAAAGUUCUAAAAAUUAGAAAAAACUUGUGGUUUCAUGAAUGGGCCACAUAAAUAUGAUCCAGGCUAAUCUUUAAGAAUAGAUUUUGUACUUUUCUGCAGAUUAGCUGUUCUCUGCAUUCCGUAUAAAUAUUUAUUUUUAUUUUUUUUGAAUGUUUGUUAAAUUGCACUGUUCUUUUUUUCAGUAAAGAAAUGCUGACAUGACUAUUA
This is a messenger RNA of Xenopus tropicalis (tropical clawed frog), 2845 nucleotides long. RefSeq names its product heat shock protein 90kDa alpha family class A member 1 (gene hsp90aa1). The record is from RefSeq and is marked provisional. NCBI's taxonomy places the organism in Eukaryota, Metazoa, Chordata, Amphibia, Anura, Pipidae. Gene Ontology annotation, biological process: protein folding. Gene Ontology annotation, molecular function: ATP binding; ATP-dependent protein folding chaperone; ATP hydrolysis activity. Gene Ontology annotation, cellular component: cytoplasm.